AUGUUCCAGCCGCAGCCGACACCGUACUCGUCCUUCUAUCCCGCCUACCUGCCCGUCGGCGUUGAGGAUGAUGGGAUGAGCGGCGGGUUUGAGGGCGUGCAGGCGUCCGGGUACAGCACUUACCCACAGGUGCCCUUUGCUUCUCUGUCCCUGGCUGGGCCUGGGCCUCAGGCUGGGGCGCCGGGGCCCCCUGCAAGUGGUCCUGGGCCAGCCGGCGGCUCAUGCCAUGAUGCUCAUGGCGGGGCAGCAGGGGUCCCUGUCAACGUCGUCCGCCCUGCCCCGCUACCCGUGUUCCCUUUCCACAGCACCCUUCCUCUACAUCAACAUCAACAAUCUGGAGCUCCCAGCCUCUUUGACCACCGGCAACAACCGUCGCUCAAACAGCAGCAUCAGCAACAAAGCUAUUCUCCCAUCAGCCGUGCGACAUCCAACGUCAAGAUGGAGCAGAACCAAAGCCUGCCCGACGACUUUGCCGCUCAGGAGGCUGCAGCCAGGACAUGGGAGCCUGAGGUUGAGGGGCCACUGCUCGGCGACAGGACUAGCAUUACUGCCAUCACAGAGCAGUACGCAAAGGCCGACCCUAUCUAUGUCGACAAGACAAUGGCUCUGCCCCAAACAUACUCACAUUACAGGCCCGUCAAAGGAGACGGCAACUGUGGGUGGAGAGCUAUUGGUUUCUGCUACUUCGAACUGCUCAUUCAGCAGGGUAGCCAGGAGCUUGUCGACGGGGAGCGUCUGCGCCUUACACAACUGAAUGACUACCUCGUAAAUAGCGGCAACUACGACCCUGAUCUGUUCGUAGACUUCGUAGAAGAUACGUUCGAGCUCCUCCAGCAGAUAUCCGACAACAUACACGACCAUGACACAGCCAUGGCCGUUCUGACCACCAAGUUUAACGAUUUAUCCUCAAUGAACAUAUUGUUCCACCUUCGGCUGCUUGCAGGGGCGUGGCUAAGGGGCAACCGCGAUCAAUACGCGGGAUGGUGCGAGGCUGAUCCCGAGACUUACGCGCAGACAGUGAUUGAGCCAUCACAGCGCGAGAUCGAAGAGCUGGGUGUCGUCCUUUUGGUCGAGGUCCUGCUGAAACCCGCUGGGUUCACUCUCGAGAUCGCCUACCUCGAUCGCAGUCAGGGUAGCCAGGUCAACACCCACCGCUUCCCUGACGGGGACCCCAACAACAUGGGCCCUUUUAUUCAUCUUCUCUACCGCCCAGGUCAUUACGACAUAUUAUACAAGCCGACGACGACAACUUCUCUGCAGGUCAACCGGAUGGCCUACACGCCGACCUAUCACGAUAGUGUUGGCCCGCAGUUUCAAGACACAUUCAGCCUGGCGAAUCCUUUAGCCUUGAUACCAGGUUUUGGAGCAGUCGGACCGAUCUCUUCCAUGGGGCAGUUAACAGGGCCUUCGCUAGACUACCCAUCCAGUCCCCAGUCGCCGUGGUUCUCUUCACCAUACGCAGAUUCAUCACCCACUCCUCCGGCACAGACCCAAUCAACGCAGCAGACUUCGCUAUCGACGCAGCCGAUACCUGGGCCGUCAACAACCCACGAGAUCCGUUUCAGUGAGUAUCAGUACAAGGAGCCGAUGGAUGCAAAUGCCUGGCAGGAGCAACCACUGCAGACGAACACGUUCAAGAAUUCACAUUUCAACACCGCUCACUACAACAACCCUAAUUUCCAGCCAGAAGAGUACAGACCUGGCUACGAUGAUUGGAUCGAGAGGUGCGAGCGGCCAGGGAAGAAAAAGGGCCACCACAAGGCGGGUCAUUCUUCAUCCGACGACAGUACAGGCCACGGGGAGGCGAAGAAUGAAAAAUGA
Messenger RNA from Diaporthe amygdali, 1821 nucleotides. Its product is annotated as ubiquitin thiolesterase. The record is from RefSeq and is a predicted model, not a curated record. Bases 1 to 1821 code for a protein of 606 amino acids. The transcript is spliced from 4 exons. Gene Ontology annotation, molecular function: ubiquitin binding; cysteine-type deubiquitinase activity. Gene Ontology annotation, cellular component: nucleus. Gene Ontology annotation, biological process: protein K48-linked deubiquitination. Lineage: Eukaryota; Fungi; Ascomycota; Sordariomycetes; Diaporthales; Diaporthaceae.